Solanum stenotomum is the source of this 936-nucleotide messenger RNA. Its product is annotated as two-pore potassium channel 3-like. The record is from RefSeq and is a predicted model, not a curated record. The transcript has 2 exons. Gene Ontology annotation, cellular component: plant-type vacuole membrane. Lineage: Eukaryota; Viridiplantae; Streptophyta; Magnoliopsida; Solanales; Solanaceae. Gene Ontology annotation, molecular function: potassium ion leak channel activity. Gene Ontology annotation, biological process: potassium ion transmembrane transport; stabilization of membrane potential. Bases 1 to 936 code for a protein of 311 amino acids.
AUGGAAAAAGAGCCUCUUCUCCCUUCUUCAUCACUAAACCAACACAAAUCCAAUUUUGAAAAUCCAAUUUUAAUUGAACCAAAGAGAAAACUUCAUAGGUCCAAAUCUACCCCAUCAUCAUCUAUAACCCCAUUUAAUAAUCUUGAAAAUCAUUUAGCACCAAUUCCAAAUCCACCCCAUUUUUUGAAAAAUACAACAAUUCUUAAACAAGUUAUAUUACUUUUAUUUCUUUAUUUAACAAUCGGUGUAUCCAUAUGUUUUUUCUUUAUGGAUCAAUUUAAGACCAAAAAGACUCAUCCAAUUGUUGAUGCUCUAUAUUUUUGCAUACUCACAAUGUGUACAAUUGGUUAUAGUGACAUAACACCAAAUAGUACACUUACAAAAUUAUUUUCCAUCUUAUUUGUGCUUGUUAGUUUAGGAUUUUACCAUAUUUUACUAACAAAUUUUGUUAUUUACAUUCUUGAUUCACGAAAAAAUACUCAUAAAAGGCUAUUCGAUACACAAAAAAGUAGUAAAGUGCUACUAGCAUUGUGUAUUUUUGUGGUAUGUAUUGGAAUUGGAGUUUUUUUAAUGCAUUUUGUUGAGAAAAUUGGAUGGUUUGAUUCAUUUUAUUUUUCAUUUAUGGGAGUUACUAGUGUUGGUUAUGGUGCAAAGGUGUUUGAAUCAAUUGUUGGAAGAAUUUUUGGAUCAAUUUGGUUAGUUGUUUCUAUAAUUGUUGUUAUUAGAGUUUUUAUAUUGUUUGUUGAAGUUAGAGUUGAUGAAAGGCAAAGGAAAGUGGACAAAUGGGUGAUGGAACAAGAUAUGACAGUUGAUCAGUUUCAUGAUGGUUUUGUAAGUAAAUCAGAUUAUAUGAUAUACAAAUUGAAGGAAUUGGGAAAGAUCACAGAAAGAGAUAUAUUGCUGAUUAACAAACAAUUUGAGAGAUUUCUAAUAUAA